Hypoxylon trugodes is the source of this 1937-nucleotide messenger RNA. Its product is annotated as Clavaminate synthase-like protein. The record is from RefSeq and is a predicted model, not a curated record. The transcript is spliced from 6 exons. NCBI's taxonomy places the organism in Eukaryota, Fungi, Ascomycota, Sordariomycetes, Xylariales, Hypoxylaceae. Bases 156 to 1316 code for a protein of 386 amino acids. Gene Ontology annotation, molecular function: oxidoreductase activity.
AGGUCGACUCUACAUAGGCACCUACUAGCGUCUAGAUGCGCAUUGAAAUGAAUUUUGAUGUAUCUACCUUUCUACACGUCCUUCCUGAGAGACAUCAUGUUGAGAGGCGCUCUCGUUACUAUCUACCUACCUAAGGUAUCUAGUAGGUACCUAAUAUGGAUUUCUAUGGUCCCGUUGCAACUCCCACCUUGGGUAGCGCUUUUUCAACCGCAGAUUAUGUCCCACACGCCGGUUCUACCUGUGACGGGCUGAAUAGCCUCCCUCAGGGCUAUCCCUCUAGCUUCGCCGGCCAUGAGGGUGCUUGGGCCGGAAAACAGGAUAUGGACCAUGAGCUCCAUUUUAUUCACACCUUGUCCGGGGAGGAGCUGACCGAAGUAUGCUCCGCAAAGGAUCACUUCAAAUCAUUGGAACUUGAUGGAGAUCUAGUCACCCGAGAAAACUUCCCUCUUCCUUCACUUGGCCCCAAAUUGGAUGAGCUUAGUCAGGAUAUUUAUAACGGCAAGGGUCUCUGCGUUGUUCGUGGAAUCGAACCAGACAAAUACCCCGUUGAAGACCUAACCAUUAUCUGGUUGGGAAUCCAAGCAUACAUUGCUGACCAACGAGGAUGUCAAGAUCAUUUGGGAAAUAUGCUUGUCCACAUUGUGGCAGACAACUCUUCCAAGACUAAAUUAGGCCACCAUCGCCACUCCACUUCCGCAAUUUCUUUCCAUAACGAGGAAGCUGGCGACGUGAUCGCUUGGCUAACUCGUAGCGCUGCGGCGACUGGUGGCAAGUGUAUCGUUGCUUCGGCAUAUACGAUCUAUAAUAUCUUAGCGGCCCACCGACCCGACAUUAUACGCACCCUUGCGAAGUCGGAUUGGCCAUUUGCUCUGCCGCGUUUCCAAUGCCGGCCAUUGCUGUUUUACCAUAGAUCGAGGUUGAUCAUGAAUUUUGGUCGCACGCCUCUACUAGGGAAUGCUAUCCACCCACGCCCAGAGCAUCUCCCGAAACUCAAUGACCGCCAGCGCGAGGCACUUGACGUAGUGGAGGUAAUUGCUCAAGCCGUCCAGCUAGAGAUCAAGACCCAGGCCGGCGAUAUGCAUUUCAUUAACAACCUUGCCGUUCUCCACAGACGCGAAGGAUUCGUCGACGGGGAAUCUGCCCAGCAGAAGAGGCAUCUAGUCCGCAUGAGACUACGCAGCUCACACCUGGGGUGGGACAUCCCCGACGAUCUAAAGCGAGAGUGGCAUGACGCCUUUGACGCGGAUACUUACCAGACGUGGCACCUUGAACCGAUGCCUGGCGACGUGUUUCCCCUUCGCAAAUACACCAACUAGGACGACUCGCAUGCACACUAGGGGCGGGUACUCAUGCAAUACCUCUCAGGGGAAGCUACUACAAGUAAGACAAGUCUCCAAUGAGGUUUCGGAGCUGCACACAUUACGGCAAAAUUGGUUCAGGGAUCGGUUCUUUCACAGCUUAUUAAAUUUCCUUAUCGUUCUAAACGUAAUAUGUAAUACGGAGUUUGCGGGGAGAGGGAGUAGGACAAGUGUGUCGCCCGACAGAAUUAUGAGCACAACAGAAUCUAGACAAGCUCGGAUACAAUCCUUUAACAUUGUAUGGACGUCUAGAAUAAUAACAAGACGAAAGAAAAAAAAAGGGGGUAGAGAGAUACAAGAGGUUCAAAGACUACCUAGGUAGCUUCGAUCCCUUCCAACCAUAUUAUUACCUAGCCUACGCUAUACUACCACCUUAACCAAAAAUAUUUGUUCCGAUAUAUUGUUGCAGUCUAGGCCAUUUUCCCACCCCAAUAAAAUCCCCACAGCUAACGUACGGAUUGGCCCCUUUGCAUCUCAAGCGUUGACUUGGCAGAAACUUUUUUUUCUCUUUCUCUUUCUCCUAUACUCUUCAAUGCUACGAUGGCCGCGUUCGAACUAGACAAUCGAACCAUGGUACGA